Cornus florida is the source of this 1759-nucleotide messenger RNA. RefSeq lists its product as uncharacterized. Lineage: Eukaryota; Viridiplantae; Streptophyta; Magnoliopsida; Cornales; Cornaceae. The transcript is spliced from 4 exons. Gene Ontology annotation, molecular function: DNA binding. Bases 135 to 1565 code for a protein of 476 amino acids. The record is from RefSeq and is a predicted model, not a curated record. Gene Ontology annotation, biological process: RNA polymerase I preinitiation complex assembly; nucleolar large rRNA transcription by RNA polymerase I; transcription elongation by RNA polymerase I. Gene Ontology annotation, cellular component: RNA polymerase I complex.
AGAUGAUCCAAUGUGUGUAACACCCAGUUACAUACAUACACGUACACAUUCAUCGUGCUGGCUGGCACAACCAUACGGAUUAGGGUUUGUCAUCAGUAAAUGAGCUAGUAUAGCCAUCCCAAUAUCAGCAGACAAUGGCGAAGAUGGAGGUGGACGAACCACACCCUAAUCUAAAGACGGAGGAGAAGAAGAAGAAGAAGAAGAAGAAGAAGAAGAUGAAGGUGGACGAACCACAUCCUAUUCUAAAGACGGAGGAGAAGAAGAAGAAGAAGAUGAAGAUGAAGGUGGAGGAGAGAGAACAAAAUCCAGACACCGAAGAUGAAGACGAAGAAAACAAGAGCAAUAAGAAGAAGAGAGAGAAAAAGAAGAAAGACACGGUACACGUGAAGAUCGAGACCCUCAGCGAAAACCCAAACAAGAUCUCUCCUUUCGUCGGCUACUUUCCCUCCGGUUACGAUCCUCUGAAGUUGGGUCCCGAAACCCCCGAAUCAGAAUCACCUCCACAACAUAGGGUUAGGGUUUUCAGGGACGUGAAAAAGACUAAACGGUUGCAGCUCGUGGUCACCCCAAAUGGGUCCAAGGUCGAUUUCGUCGGCAUCAACUAUGAGGGCGAAGCCGCUGCUGCUCAGGUAUGUACGUAUGCUCUUGGGGUUCUUGAUAAGCAGACCCAGACGCUGAAAGUUGUUCCGAUUGCUUCCAAUAAGAUAUUUAGGUUGGAGCCAAAAAUUAGAAGCUCUGGUUUAUCUGAAAAUGAACCUUCAAAUUUGUUGACGGAAGAGCCCACCGCAGAACAGAAGACUGACAAACGUAGAGAACUAACACUUGUGUAUGGAACAAAGAGGUCGAGAAACCAGGAUAUGAAACGUCAAUCUUUACAUCCACAAGAACAUCUUGGAGUAAAGGAGGAUUCGGAAAGUAAAUUAGAGGAAAUCAAGCCAAGCAAGGAGGCCUUUGAUAGUGCUGAUGCUUAUAAUGCUCGAAAUAUCCCACCACAUGAUAUUUCUGCCACUACACCCGAAACGGCUUAUCCACUGGACAAGAUUAUCUUCAAAGGCGAGUGGGAUUACCUUUUAGAUAUUCUCAAGGGUUCAGAUAUAAGGGCAGAUGUUUACCCGAGCUUUGUUUGCAACAGAAUUCAUAGAUUGGACAAUAUUGAGGAUGAGGUGGAGCAGAAGAAGCUUGCUUGCAUCCUGUCAUACAUUGCUCAUCUCAUAAAGUUCAAGGAUAAACACUCUAUGGAGGGCGUCUCUUCUGCAAAGCAUCAUAAAUUCCCGAGCAUUUUAUCCCAGAAGUUUUCCAACAUGUUUGGUGAGUCGGAAUUAAGAAGACUUUCAAACGAGAAGAGUGAUCUUCUUAUCAGUUAUGUUUUGGUUCUUAGUCUCUUCGUGGAUGACUUCCGGAGUGACCCAACAGAUAUAACUAAGGAUCUGAGGAUGUCUGUGGUGGCAGUGAGACCAUAUUAUGAACAUUUAGGUUGCAAGUUUGUACGCACGGGCACGAUAUCGUGGGCUACACUUCCUACCCCACUUCGAUUUCCUAAAAUAAGGGGGAAGCGAAGAAGGUAGACAGACCCGUUAAGAGUUUUUGUUCUCGUUUACUGUUUGAUAAUACAUAUAAAAUUUUGGGUGGUCUUAUGCUUUGCUAGUUCAUGAGAUGAUUAAAAUUAUUGCAGUGAGAUUUGUAACUUUGAAGAAAAUGGUGGUGGAAUAUGUGGAAGUACCUCUUUAAUCUUUAUAAUCAAUGGAUGUCGUUUUCAGUA